This is a messenger RNA of Lasiosphaeria miniovina, 1413 nucleotides long. Its product is annotated as glycoside hydrolase family 30 protein. Gene Ontology annotation, molecular function: glucosylceramidase activity. The transcript has 4 exons. The record is from RefSeq and is a predicted model, not a curated record. Lineage: Eukaryota; Fungi; Ascomycota; Sordariomycetes; Sordariales; Lasiosphaeriaceae. Bases 1 to 1413 code for a protein of 470 amino acids. Gene Ontology annotation, biological process: sphingolipid metabolic process.
AUGCAUCUAUCCCAACUCAUCACAACGGCGGCGGGAGCGGUCGGUCCACGCCAGGCGGGCGGCGCCGGCGCCAUCACGGUCGACGUGUCCAAGACGUACCAGACCAUCGACGGGUUCGGCUUCAGCGAGGCGUUCCAGCGGGCGUACAACAUCUACAACCUGGCGGAGCCCAAGCGGUCGCAGCUCGUCGACCUGCUCUUCAACACGACGUCGGGCGCCGGCUUCAGCAUCGUGCGCAACGGCAUCGGCAGCAGCCCCAACAGCUCCAACGACUGGAUGAACACUAUUAUCCCUGCCGGUCCGGCCAGCCCCUCGGCCAACGCCACCUACGUCUGGGACGGCAAGGACUCGGGCCAGCUGUGGGUGUCGCAGCAAGCUGUCAAGUACGGGGUCAAGACGUUCUACGCGAACGCAUGGUCGGCGCCGGGAUUCAUGAAGACGAACGGCAAAGACUCGAACGGCGGCUCGCUCUGCGGAGUGACCAACGCAAAGUGCAGCAGCGGCGACUGGCGGCAGGCGUAUGCUGAUUACUUGGUCAAGUAUAUCCAGUUCUACCAGCAAAGCGGGGUGAAUGUUACCCAUCUGGGCUUUCUCAACGAGCCUGACUUUAGCACCAGCUAUGCGUCAAUGCAGUCGAACGGGCAGCAGUCGGCCGAUUUCAUCAAGGUGCUGUAUCCCACGCUGCAGUCGGCAGGGCUCUCGAGCGUGGCCAUCACGUGCUGCGACGCCACGGGGUGGACGGCGCAGGCGACCAUGACGCGGGCACUCAAGGACGCGGGGGUCGAGGACCUGAUCGGGGUCAUCACGUCGCACCCGUACACGAGCGCCAUCUCGGGCACGCAGCCGACGAGCCGCAAGGUCUGGGAGUCGGAGUACUCGGACCUCAGCGGGUCGUGGUCGACGGCGUGGUACUCGGGGGGGAGCGGCAGCACGGGCGACGGCUACACGUGGGCGAACAACAUCUACACGGGGCUGACGUCGGGCAACUUGAGCGCGUACCUAUGGUGGGUGGCGACGCAGGACAAGGCCACCAACAACAACAACAACGAGAAGCUGGUCCUGGUCGACGGCGGCAGCUACUUCGUGUCCAAGCGGCUGUGGGCGUUUGCCCAGUACAGCCGCGUCGUCAGGCCGGGCGCGGUGCGCGUGGGCGUGUCGGGCGCCACCAGCCUCAAGCUGACGGCCUUUGUCAACGCCGACGGCACGGUGGCGGUCGUCGCCAUCAACUCGGGCACGGCGGCCGCGGCGGUGACGGUCGCGGGCGUCAAGGCGGGGGCUGCCAAGGCCUGGAUCACCGACGGGACCAACGACAUGGCAUCCGUGCCGGCCACCGUCGCCGCCGACGGCACCGUGGGCGGCGUGUCAGUGCCGGCGCGGGGCAUGGCGAGCUUCGUCCUCACGGUGGCUGGAUAA